Molecule: messenger RNA, 3772 nt
Organism: Pseudophryne corroboree (corroboree frog)
Lineage: Eukaryota; Metazoa; Chordata; Amphibia; Anura; Myobatrachidae
Gene: NUCLEOLIN
Product: nucleolin
Exons: 16
Coding region: 131-2143 (670 amino acids)
Cellular component (GO): nucleus
Molecular function (GO): mRNA binding
Source: RefSeq, a predicted model, not a curated record
GCAUAGUCUUUAUUAGCGCCUUCUCUAGAGCCCCGCGACCAGUCGGUUUUGUGUCACAGCCAUCUCGUGUCCUCCGGAGCAGCGCACAGACACGUGACCUUUCCAUCCACGGGAACACACCGCAGCCGACAUGGUGAAAUUAGCAAAGGGCCCAAAAAUGCAAGGUAAACUUAAGAAACCUGCACCUCCACAAGAGGUUGACGAUAGUGAGGAGGAUGAGGAAAUGGAGGAAGAAGAGGAAAGCAGUGAAGAGGAGUUAGAAGUUCCUCCAAAGAAAACACCAGCCAAAAAAGCAGCCACUCCAGCUAAAGCAACACCAGGGAAGAAAGCAGCCACUCCAGCUAAGCCUGCAGUCACCCCAGGAAAGAAGGGAGCUACUCCAGCUGGAGCAAAGAAUGGUAAACGGGCAAAGAAGCAGGACAGUGAAGAUGAAGAGUCUGAUGAAGAAUCUGAAGAAGAACAGAAGCCAGUUGCCAAGAAACCAGCUGCCAAAAAACCCAUAGCUAAAAAGGAGUCUGAGGAGGAGGAGGAUGAGGAGGAGGAGGAUGAGGAUGAUGAGUCUGAAGAGGAAGAACCUGCUGCCAAGAAACCAGCUGUCAAAAAACCUGCAGCAAAAAAAGAAGAGUCUGAGGAUGAGGAGGACUCUGAGGAUGAAGGUAUGGAGGUAACACCAACUGUGGCUAAAGGAAAGAAAGCUGUUGCAACGGCUGAAUCUGAUGAUGGGGAGGAGGAUGACGACGACGAGGAGGAGGAUGAUGAGGAUGAUGAAGAGGAUGAGGAUGAUGACGAAGAAAAUGCUGGAAAGGAAUCUGCAAAACGCAAAAAAGAAAUGCCCCAAAACAAAGGUGCUCCUGAAGCAAAGAAACAGCGAAGUGAAGGUUUAUCAGUGUAUGUUGCAAACUUGAAUUCCGCUAAGGAUUUCGGUGAACUAAAAGAUGCUCUGAGGGAGGCCUUCACCAAAAAGAGUUUGACUGUCCAAGAUGUCCGUAUUGGAGCUUCAAGGAAAUUUGGCUAUGUGGAAUUCUCUACUGUUGAAGAGGUGGAGAAAGCACUCAAGUUGACUGGGAAGAAGGUUCUUGGUUUAGAGAUUAAAGUGGAAAAAGUAAAUUCCAUUGCUGACAAGAAUAAAAAUGCUGAGAAUAAGAAAGAGAGAGAUGCACGGACUCUGUUUGUAAAGAAUUUCCCGUAUAGUACAACUGCUGAGGAAUUGCAGGAGAUCUUUGAAAAUGCCAAAGAAAUUCGUCUUCCUACUGGACACGAUGGAACCAGUAAAGGGAUUGCAUAUGUGGAAUUCCACACUGAAGCUGAUGCAGAUAAAGCAAUUGAAGAAAAGCAAGGUGCAGAGGUUGAAGGCCGUGCUGUCUUCAUAGACUACACUGGAGAGAAGAGUCAGAGUACUGGAGGGAAAAAAGCUGGACCAGCAGGUGAAGCAAAAGUUCUUGUCGUUAACAAUCUGUCAUACAAUGCUACAGAAGAGAGUUUGCAGGAUAUUUUUGAGAAGGCAACAUCCAUUAGAAUACCACAAAACAACCAGGGUCGACCCAAAGGGUUUGCUUUUGUAGAAUUCACUUCUGUGGAAGAUGCAAAGGAGGCCUUAGAAUCUUGCAAUAAUACCGAUGUCGAAGGCAGGACAAUACGGUUGGAAUUCAGUCAGGGAGGUGGUGCCCAAAGUGGUGGAGGAAGAGGAUCGGCUCAAACAAAAACACUUUUCGUCAGAGGUCUUUCUGAGGACACAACAGAAGAAACAUUAAAGGAAGCAUUUGAUGGCUCUUUAAAUGCCAGAAUAGUAACAGAUCGGGACACUGGCGCAUCAAAAGGGUUUGGGUUUGUAGAUUUCUCUUCAGCUGAAGAUGCUAAAUCUGCAAAGGAUGCAAUGGAAGAUGGGGAAAUAGAUGGAAACAAAGUUACUUUGGACUUUGCAAAGCCCAAGGGUGAAGGACAACGUGGUGGCCGUGGAGGAUUUGGCGGCAGGGGUGGUGGCCGUGGAGGAUUUGGCGGCAGGGGUGGUGGCCGUGGAGGAUUUGGCGGCAGAGGUGGUGGCCGUGGAGGAUUUGGCGGCAGAGGUGGUGGCCGUGGAGGAGGAUUUGGGGGUAGAGGAGGUGGAGGAUUCAGAGGUGGAAAGAAAAUAAGGUUUGAUGACUGAACAGUUUGAUUCCUGUGUCUCCAAACAUCAAGCCAUCUCCCUUAACUGAAUGGACUCUGUGGGCUGGUACAUUGGGUACCCUUCUCCCAAACAAGAAUAGCUUUGGCAGAGCCUUCUGUGUGGACAUUCCAAUGUGGAGACGUACCUAUUUCCUGUUAACACCUGGACACCGUCAUUUCAUGGAAGAUGUGUGACUGCUUGACUAUCCUUACAGACUUUUUUUUUUAAGAGUGUGUGUGUGAGAAGAGACCUUGUCCUGAACUUGUCAUCUUAUGUUUUACCCCUGUACAAUUUUUUUUUCCUACAAAUUCUGUAGUAUUUUGCUGUAAAUGCAGAAUGUUAAUGGUUUGUGCUUCAGCAGCUUGUCUUCAGAUUAAAGGACCUCAUCUGGUUACAUAUUAGUAUAAUGGUUUCCAAAAAUUCUGCUAUUACAGUGACGUAUCAAGUAUGUUUAGUCCAUUUGAUUUUCAUGAAUAGCAUAUGUGUUGUAAACUAAAAUUUGUGCACAAUAGUGACUGCUCAGUUGCUAAAUCUGUAGCGUACAUGGCUGCAGGUCUGGGUUAUAUAGUUGCAUUUGUUAUCUAAAGGGGAAAAUGGAUCAGUACUGUAAUGAAUGCAACCAUGUAGUCCUCCUUAACUGCUAAACCACUUUAUAUGACCUUUAGAACGCCUAUUGCAAGGAAUGGGGGUUAUGGGCUUUUUAUUCCCUAGAGCGGGUACAGUUAAGUUAAAUAGAUAUGUCAAUAUUCCAAUCUGAGGACACCAAUAAAUGACUGGCUCCAAAUAACUACAGAUUGUAAACCAUUGCUUUAAGACACAGGAUUUUUUUUUUUGCUGGAUUUCCUUUCCAAAGUGACAGAACGUGGGGCAAUAUGCAAAUGGAGGUUUAACAGCAUAAAAUGGCUAAAUCUGUCUAAAGUGCAGCUUGGAAGCAGAAACGGCCAACUUGGCAUAUUUCGCCUUGCAACCUCAAGGUGGUGAGAGAAUCUGUGCGCCCACAACUAUUCCCUAAUUAGUGUGCACAAAAAUGUGCAUCGCACCCUUCCAAUUGUCCAUAACUUCUAGUAGGUUACUGAGUGUUUACUUGUGUUCUGCUACUUAGUUUUUCCCUCCCAUCUUAUAAACUGCCAUACCAUGCUGUUACCUUUUUUAACACUUCAAUGUUUUGUAGACUGUAUUUACAUAGAACAUACCUUCCAUGAAGCAAAUUCAGUUGCACGCAAGAUGCUACUGGAGUGGCUUUGUGGCAUGUCUCUUGCUCAUGUCUGCUUAAAUUCUUUGAAGGUGUGAGCAGACAUGAGCUACAUUAAAAGUGCAGCACACAUGUUGCAGUAAUAUGUUCAUGUGUUAAUAUAAUCCACUGUGUUAGAAAAGCCAUAAAUUAAAUGCUGUUUAUAGGCCUACAGGUGUACAAACUCAUUAUACCAGUCUCUCUACAUUGACCAAGUUCAUUUGAAAAGCAGAUUACUUGUCCUUUUAGGCAUUAGAACUUUGGACAAAUUUAAGUACUGUAGCUGUGAGCCUCUGUGCACGCUGGCUCAGAUUCAUGUAAAAUUUGGUACACCAGUUUGCCAUGUGGGUAAUAAAUUUAAGAAAUGCUUGUCCAAAUUAAAUGUUUCUAAACUUUUA